CAAUCAGUACUUCCGUAUUCUGAUUAUAAAUAUGUUUUCUGCCAUCGUUUACCAAUUUCACCCAGAGUUUUCAUAACCUUGUGUAACAUGCGUAUAGAAACGUGUUAUUUUUGUUCUUCCCGGAUUUAUCCGGGACACGGAAUUCAAUUUGUUAGAAAUGAUUGCAAGAUAUUCAGAUUUUGUCGCGCAAAAUGUCAUGCAGCAUUUAAGAAAAAGAAAAAUCCAAGAAAAGUCAAAUGGACCAAAGCAUAUAGGAAAACAGUUGGUAAAGAAUUAGCGAUAGACCCAUCUUUUGAAUUUGAGCGAAGAAGGAACAUUCCUGUCAAAUAUAAUAGAGAAUUAUGGACUAAGACUGUCGAUGCGAUGAAGAAAGUAGAAACAAUAAGACAGAGGAGACAGAAUUUACACGUAAUGCAGCGGUUACGAAAAGGACGCGAAUUAGAAAGAGAAAGAGACAUUAAAGAAGUUCAACGUGAUUUAUCUCUUGUAAGAUCACCUGCUGCUGGACUUAAAGAAAGGAAUAAAGUAGAAGAAGCUCCAGAACAAGAAGAAAGGAUGCAAGAAUCUAGCGAUGACCAAGAACCACAAGAAAUAGAAUUGAAUUAAUUGAAUCGGUACAUCAAAUGAUAGCAUCUCUUAAAGUAAAUUAUGUUUGACUACUUCAUGUAUUCGUAAUACAGACAAAGGAUAGACGAAAUUUUGAUUACUUCAUAAAAAUAUA
This is a messenger RNA of Colletes gigas, 721 nucleotides long. RefSeq names its product probable ribosome biogenesis protein RLP24 (gene RpL24-like). Gene Ontology annotation, cellular component: nucleolus. NCBI's taxonomy places the organism in Eukaryota, Metazoa, Arthropoda, Insecta, Hymenoptera, Colletidae. The record is from RefSeq and is a predicted model, not a curated record. The transcript has 2 exons. Gene Ontology annotation, biological process: ribosomal large subunit biogenesis. The coding region runs from base 88 to 606 and encodes 172 amino acids.